Pieris macdunnoughi is the source of this 2775-nucleotide messenger RNA. The record is from the annotation of a GenBank genome assembly. NCBI's taxonomy places the organism in Eukaryota, Metazoa, Arthropoda, Insecta, Lepidoptera, Pieridae.
AUGGAAGACUUACAAUUAAAUAUAUCUACAACAAAAAAGAAAAAUAGCUCAUCUGGCCGUCCUUCUCCAAAAACAUCGUCAGACUACAAGUUUUUGGCUAAGCCAAACUAUUCGGGAAAGAUAAUAGCCAGAAAAAGGCCUCAAAAUGGAAUUCCAAGGAAGUUUAUUGAGAAAUAUUCAGAAGAACCUAAAAAUAAAAUAGCUAAGCUAUCAGAUAAUAAUGUGACAAAGCCUCAUGAUCUACAGUCAAAACUACGUGAUUUAAGUGAGAAUAAAGGAAAAUUUCAUGGUAGAAAUUACCAAGAUGUAACAGAUGACCUUGUUUUAAAACAAAAACAGAGAAGUGGUGCUUGGAUAUCAUCAUUAUUCAAGAAUAAUCCUGAUGUUCCCCGAAUGGGACAAAGAGCUGUAAAGCCUGUAGUGGAAAAAGUAUUUGCUGGAAGAACAUUUCAAGAUUUAAAUUUGCAUCCCCAUAUAGUUUCUAAUAUGAAACAAAAUAUGAAUUUAACGGAGCUAAUGACAGUGCAGCAAAAGGCGAUUCCUGUGAUUUUGGAGGGCCGGGAUGUGUUGAUUAGAUCUCAAACAGGCUCAGGAAAAACCUUAGCUUAUGCAUUGCCAAUAAUUGAAGGUUUGCAAGCUAUAAGACCUAAAAUAAAUAGACAUGAUGGUAUAAGAGUUGUGGUUGUUGUGCCCACUCGAGAACUAGCUGUGCAGACAUAUGAACUAUUUGAAAAACUUCUUAAGUCAUUCAUAUGGAUAGUACCUGGGUUAUUGAGUGGAGGUCAAAAAAGGAAGGCAGAAAAGGCAAGAUUAAGGAAAGGGUUGACAAUACUUGUUGGAACUCCCGGUAGAAUCAAUGACCAUCUCAGGCACACACAUUCAUUAAAUUUUGCUAAACUUGGGUGUUUAAUAUUGGAUGAAGCUGACCGACUAUUAGACAUGGGUUAUGAGAAAGAUGUAGCUGCAAUUGUGAAAGCUAUUGAAGACCAUAAAAAGGCAGCCACAUACGAUCCUAUGGCUUUAGUUAAACAGACAAUAAACAAAGCACCUGAAAAAGAGGAGACACUAAUUGAAGAUCCAAAUAAAGAAGAAAUGGGUGAUAAACACCCAUUAACAGAUGUGUUUUUGUCUACUGAAAGACAGACAAUAUUGCUGUCCGCUACUUUAACGAAGGCUGUAGAAAACUUAGCUGGAAUCACAAUGAAAGAACCUGUCUUCGUAGACACAUCAGAUGGUAAAGCAGUUGUAGCUGAUUCACUCAAACCUAAUAAGAAAGAUGAAGUUAAAAGUCUAAAAAUCGCGGCACAACCAGAAGCAGUGAGUCCGGAAAUUAAGUUAACUAAACAAAAAUCUGACGAAAUCUCAAAUAAUGCUAAAGGAAACGCCAACACUGGCAUCAAAGCAUUCAGUGGUGCAAAUCAUCCAGAAAUAUUUGGUACCGAGACAACAGAAAAUAAACAUAAACCGAAAGAUGACAAAAAUGAUAGUGAUUCUGACUCAGAUUAUGAAUACUUUAAAGUACAAAAAGAAUUAGGCGAAGACAAGAAGAAUGAAACAAAAAAAGUUGACGAAAAGGAAGAACAAGAGGAACAGCCAAAUAUGUUUGAAAAUGCUUUAAAAACAGCAAUAGUUGAAGAUGAACUAGUCCUGCCAUCCACAGUUAAUCAGACAUUUAUAUUGAUACCUAUGAAAUUGAGAUUAGUUUCACUUUGCUCUCUAAUCGUUGAACAUUGCAUUUUAAACAAAAAAGGAGGGAAAAUGAUCGUGUUUAUGGCAACAUUAGAAAUGGUAGAUUAUCAUUCUGAAUUGAUUGAAACUGUUUUGAGUGGAAAGGAUGGCAAAAAAAGGAAGCAAAAGAAGGGGAAAAGUGAUGAAAAGGCUAAAAAGAAGAAAGGUGAUGAUGAAGACAAGGACGAGGAAUCAUCAGACGAGUACGAAAUAGAUUAUCAAGCACCUGCCGAAGGUGGCCUUGUUCCAAUGGAAGUCGAUGUAUUCAGCCUACACGGCUCCAUGCCUCAUGAGCAGCGAAUGGAAGUUUUCAAACAAUUCCGUACUGCAAGAAGAGGUGUGUUAUUCUGCACGGACGUAGCAGCACGAGGCAUUGACGUGCCCCGAGUGGACUUGGUGCUACAAUAUUGCGCCCCAGCAUCGGCUACAGAUUAUGUACACAGGGUGGGUCGUACGGGACGCGCGGCUCAAGUGGGGGCUGCGACUAUGUUCCUGCUUCCAAGCGAAGCGGAAUUUGUCAGACAUUUAGAACAGAAGAGAAUAAGAUUACGUCAAACGGACGAGUCAAAAGUAUUGGAAUCUCUUCGCUCUGUGGCACCAACCGCGCAUACCGUGCAACGGGCGGCGAUAGCUGUUCAAGCUAAAUUGGAAAACACAGCUCAUUCCUCGAAAGAUUGGUUAGCGAGGGCUAGUAGAGCCUAUACAUCCUGGGUUCGAUUCUACUCCGGGUACCCACGUGAAGUUCGACCCUAUCUUGAUGCGCGGCAACUUCAUUUGGGUCACGCUGCCAAAUCUUUCGCAUUAAGAGAAGCCCCGGGUGCGCUCGCGAAGAGGGCCAGAUCUGACCUAAAUUUGAAGAAAGAAAGACCAAUGAACCGGCUUUCUGUGAAAGAAGAGGAAGAGAAGAAAAGACCAGGGUUGCCCAAAAUGAAGCCUGGAGCGUUCGGAAGCAAAAUUGUCUACAAACAGAAUUCCAUGCACACGGCUAGUGAGUUCGACAGUGGCCUUCCUCCACUGGAUAAUUACACUAAGAAGAAAAAGAAAUAA